Molecule: messenger RNA, 1684 nt
Organism: Schistocerca gregaria
Lineage: Eukaryota; Metazoa; Arthropoda; Insecta; Orthoptera; Acrididae
Product: protein FAM186A-like
Exons: 3
Coding region: 129-1118 (329 amino acids)
Source: RefSeq, a predicted model, not a curated record
UAAUCUUUGACAGUACCUUCCUGCUGUCAACAACCUGUGUGUUGCUUGUGAGGGAGCGUUAGGAGCAGUUGACAGUUGCCGAAAAGUAACUGCUUGUUUGCGCAUUACGAGGUGUCUGACACUAGAAGAUGUCGAAUAUCCAGCCUGCAGCCUCUAGAUCUCCGUUACCUGAGGAGAUAGAACCAGACUUUCCAUGCCCACUGUGUGAUUAUGAGACAGCGUGGUUCUGCCAGUGUGAAUCCAUGAAGGGUGCUGCGCUGUCGCCGCAGCGCGACUCCAUGAAGGGUGCUGCGCUGUCGCCGCAGCGCGACUCCAUGAAGGGUGCUGCGCUGUCGCCGCAGCGCGACUCCAUGAAGGGUGCUGCGCUGUCGCCGCAGCGCGACUCCAUGAAGGGUGCUGCGCUGUCGCCGCAGCGCGACUCCAUGAAGGGUGCUGCGCUGUCGCCGCAGCGCGACUCCAUGAAGGGUGCUGCGCUGUCGCCGCAGCGCGACUCCAUGAAGGGUGCUGCGCUGUCGCCGCAGCGCGACUCCAUGAAGGGUGCUGCGCUGUCGCCGCAGCGCGACUCCAUGAAGGGUGCUGCGCUGUCGCCGCAGCGCGACUCCAUGAAGGGUGCUGCGCUGUCGCCGCAGCGCGACUCCAUGAAGGGUGCUGCGCUGUCGCCGCAGCGCGACUCCAUGAAGGGUGCUGCGCUGUCGCCGCAGCGCGACUCCAUGAAGGGUGCUGCGCUGUCGCCGCAGCGCGACUCCAUGAAGGGUGCUGCGCUGUCGCCGCAGCGCGACUCCAUGAAGGGUGCUGCGCUGUCGCCGCAGCGCGACUCCAUGAAGGGUGCUGCGCUGUCGCCGCAGCGCGACUCCAUGAAGGGUGCUGCGCUGUCGCCGCAGCGCAGCCCAACGAAAUAUCAGAGCAGCUUCAAACCAGCAUCACAUUCGUUGCAUUUACAGGUUCCAAAUCCGAGCCCACAGCGUCCACUGAUAACAAUCGAGAGCGAUUUGCUGGCUGCGGAGUACCAAGAGACGUCAAGCCAACAGUGCCGACCUCUGCUCUCCCCUAUCUGUCCGACCACGCCGAACACCCCUAUUUCGCCAAUUGCAAUGAUUCCGCCUCGUCGAUGGGUGUAACUUCUGCAGCACCUGCAGUUUUCUGGUGCGCCAGAAACACCACAGGCCGAGCAGCUGCAGGCGAUGCCGUUUCUCCUUCAUAUAGGGAAAUCAUCGCCCUGUAAUGGAACGUGUUCCAACCACUUCCUUUCCAGCUGCGGGGACAGCUACCAACGCUACGCAACGCGUACCUCUUGGACCUCUUGGACCAAUGUGGAACUACUGUACCAACCUAAUAAGAAGAAACAUCAAGAUCCGAAUAUUGGAUUCUCACGUGUGUUAGUGAACUGCAGUCCAGACUGCUUCUAGUACUGUUAAAACGGAAACUUUUUAGUGGUGAAUAUUGUCUAACAGUGAAAUUUUAUGAAAAAUUUUAUUUUGUUUUAUGUUUUGAAGCUAACUAAAAUAUGUACAACUAAGUAAUGUUUUAAAACAAUUCAAUGUAAUAUGAAUAUUUUCAUUAAGUAUAUUUUAUAAUUAUUUUCGUAAUAUUAAUUAAAUUAACCUAAAAUGUAUUUCGUUGCCUGCAAUGUAUUUUAUUAUAGUAACACGAAGUUCUUAGAACAGUAAAAUGCCUCGAAUUUUAA